Messenger RNA from Perkinsus marinus ATCC 50983, 287 nucleotides. RefSeq lists its product as hypothetical. The record is from RefSeq and is a predicted model, not a curated record. The transcript has a single exon. Lineage: Eukaryota; Perkinsozoa; Perkinsida; Perkinsidae. The annotation marks the transcript as partial.
ACGUGGUGCUACUUCCGCUUUUGUAUCAUUCACGUCCUUGACGGGAUCCAGCAAGCUCCGAACGUCUGACUUACCCACUUUCUCGAUUCCUGGUCCAUCUACACUUUUCAACAGGAAAUAUACCUACUGGACUACUUCUGAGAUAGAUCAUUUGGAGGCCGGGGUCCGAAAAUAUGGGCUCAACUGGACUCACGUUUCUCGGAAAUGCUUUUCUAACAGCAUUUACCAGCGUCCUUCUCGUAGCGGACAGCAGUGCCGCGACAAAUUCAGGGCCUUGUAUGCUAGUG